GCCGGCGCGGCUGAGGGGAGGCGGCGCGGCUGACGGGAGGCCGGCGGCGGCUGAGGCCGCGCGUGUCCCGCCGCCAUGCGAUUCCGGGCGAAGAUCGUGGAUCUCGCCUGCCUCAACCACUUCAGCCGUGUAAUUAACACAAUCGCCAAGUUAGCCAAGAGCUGCACCCUGCGGCUGACGGUCGACAAGCUGUAUUUCAUCCUGUCCGACAAAGUAGCCAAUGGAGGCGUCAGUAUGUGGUGCGAGCUCUGCCAGGGGAAUUUCUUCGAUGAGUUUCAGAUGGAAGGAGUAGCUGCUGAGCACAAUGAAAUCUAUUUAGAGUUGGCACCUGAGAACCUGUCGAGAGCAUUAAAAACUGCCCAGAAUGCUAAGGCAGUGAAGAUUAAGUUGACUAACAAGCACUGUCCCUGUCUUAGAGUUGCUGUGGAGCUACCAUCCCUGUCGAGCAGCAGUCGGGUUGUGACACACGACAUUCCUGUGGGGGUUAUUCCCAGAAGGCUGUGGAGCGACUUCAGGGAGCCCAGCGUGCCAGACUUUGAUGUCAGUAUUUACCUACCAGUGCUGAAAACAAUGAAGAAUGUUGUGGAGAGGAUGAGGAAUCUCAGCAAUUCUAUUGUGAUUGAGGCAAACCUGAGUGGAGAAAUGAACUUGAAAAUAGAAACCGACUUAGUAUCUGUAACAACACAUUUUAAAGACUUGGGAAAUCCUCCCUGGGCAUCGGAGGAUGAGUGUCAGAGUUCCACUCAGGGCAGAGAUCUGGAAAGCAUGGCUGAGGCACGCAUAGACAUCAAGAAGCUGCAGCAGCUGCUUGCUGGGCAACAGGUCAAUCCCACAAAAGCCUUGUGCAAUAUUGUAAGCAAAAGAAUUGUCCACUUCAUUUUGCUCCACGAGGAUGUUUCACUGCAGUACUUUAUUCCAGCACUUGCCUGAAUGUUUUGGAAUCUCAGUCAUUUUCCAGCCUGAGGCUUUUUCCGUGGACUUUGAAAAGUUCAAUGAGUUGUUGGAGUACUCUCAUGUACUGUGCUGUUAGCUGCAGCCAUCAGGUGGACACUACUUCCAAAUGUAUGAAAUCAUUCCAAACAUCUCCUCGUGCAGAAGGCCGUUUGUGUGAAGAGUUAGCUGCUGUGAAAGGCAGCAGGAUGCUGGGGACUUGGCACGCCUGGGCAUUACGGGCAGCCAGACGGGGAUUCGCGUGUGCUCUCAGGAAGCUUUGAGACGAGGGGAAGGCAACAGCAUCUAUCUUUUCUCCAUGAGAAACACACAGGUAGAAUUGUUCUGUGGAGCUGCUGCUGGCUGCAUGCAGGAUUGGAGAGCACAGCUCCGAGUUGCAGGAUCUCCGAGGGAGCUGUUGUACUUCCACAGUGCAGGAGAGCCCUCGGGAGUGUUGGCAGUUGGUGCUUGUCUGGUCAGGUGAGCACAGCCAUCCUGGCAGGAGAGGAGAGGAGAAAAGCUGUCAGCAUGUGAUGUGAGGUAGGCACUAAGAGGGUAGCUUUCAAAUCUUUGGAUUUUCUCCUAUGAAAAAGGUCUGUAUACCUGGAUGGAAGAAAUGGCUUGUUCUGUUCCAGCACAAGAGCUGGCAAUGAUGGCCUUCUAGCUGCACGGGCUCUAGGAUUGCAAGUUCUAACAGAGAUCAGAAGUUGUGAUUAAGAAAAAAGAGUGUUUGUUGCUUUGUUUUGUUUUCUUUUUUAAAUAAAGAAAUGAAUAAAAGUGGGAGUAACACUGGUGCAGGGCAGGAGUAUGCAGCGAGGUGGCCAUGUCAUCUUCAGGAGGGAAGGAGGCUGGAUGGACCCACAGAGGUGAAGUCUUUCCAGCCCCUGUGCUUUCUCACGCUUCCCACCUCAGUGCAGCACAAGGACACACCUCAGCCCUGCUCUCCAGCUGGUGCAUACCUGCUAGCUGGAGUUAGGAGCCACUGGCAGGGCUACACCGUUAACUGAGGCCAUCCAGCUGCUCUCCAACACUUUGUUCUCCCCACGCAUGUUUCUGUUCAGGGACGUUAUAAGUGGCUGCCCCUUUCAGCAGCUCUGGCCUGGGACUGCUGCACAGCUGCUGGAGCCCAGCCUCAGGUGCCUGGAUCCUUGACCUGUGCCUGCCCUGGGCCAAGGAUGUAGCUCCUGCUUUCCCACGUGUGGGUUCAUGCAGCUGUGACUCCGAGCUCAUGUCUCAGACACAGACAGACACCUGUGGGACACUGAUGUAGCACGGGCAAGCCAGGCCUUGCCCUGCUUCUGCAAUGGGGACCCUGCAAAGCACACACAGGCAGCCAUGUCCCUUUCCUCCUGUGCUGGCAGCAGAGACAGAAGGGACACACACAGGUCCCACAAGUCCUGGCACCCCAGGCGUUCCUUCUCA
Colius striatus (speckled mousebird) is the source of this 2352-nucleotide messenger RNA. It is a transcript of the gene HUS1, whose product is annotated as HUS1 checkpoint clamp component. The coding region runs from base 76 to 930 and encodes 284 amino acids. The transcript is spliced from 8 exons. Gene Ontology annotation, cellular component: site of double-strand break; checkpoint clamp complex; nucleolus. The record is from RefSeq and is a predicted model, not a curated record. Gene Ontology annotation, biological process: mitotic intra-S DNA damage checkpoint signaling; mitotic DNA replication checkpoint signaling; telomere maintenance. Lineage: Eukaryota; Metazoa; Chordata; Aves; Coliiformes; Coliidae.